This is a messenger RNA of Anopheles nili, 4333 nucleotides long. Its product is annotated as heterogeneous nuclear ribonucleoprotein 87F-like. Gene Ontology annotation, molecular function: RNA binding. Bases 157 to 1245 code for a protein of 362 amino acids. The transcript has 4 exons. The record is from RefSeq and is a predicted model, not a curated record. Lineage: Eukaryota; Metazoa; Arthropoda; Insecta; Diptera; Culicidae.
AGUGCGUAAUUUUCACUAUUAGGGAAUAAAAAAAAGCAGAUACAAGCGUUUUGUGCCUUUCGACGUAAGGUGCUUGGUACAGUGCUGUUUUAUACGGUAGUGUUUAGUGAAAGUUGUGUCGGUUUGAAACGUAAAGUGACUUAAAGUCGCAUCAUCAUGAGUGAAAAACAGGACCCUCAAAAUGGCGAUCACCAGAACGGCCGUAAUGACGAUGAUGAGAUUCGGGAGCCUGAACAUCUUCGAAAACUGUUUAUCGGCGGUCUGGAUUACCGCACUACCGAUGAUACGCUGAAGGCGUACUUUGAGAAAUGGGGCAAAGUAGUUGAUGUGGUAGUUAUGAAAGACCCGAAAACCAAACGUAGUCGUGGUUUCGGAUUCAUUACUUAUUCGAAAUCGUACAUGAUCGACGAUGCCCAAGCAAGCCGUCCCCAUAAGAUUGAUGGUCGCGUGGUAGAGCCCAAGCGUGCCGUUCCGCGCCAGGAUAUUAACCGCCCGGAAGCGGGAUCAUCGGUAAAGAAGCUAUUUGUCGGCGGACUGCGCGAUGAUUUCGAUGAGGAACAUCUCCGUGAAUAUUUUUCCAAGUAUGGAAAUGUAAUAUCUGCCUGUAUUGUAACCGACAAGGAUAAUGGCAAAAAGCGCGGAUUUGGCUUCGUCGAGUUCGACGACUACGAUCCCGUGGACAAGAUAAUCUUACAAAAGAGCCACACUAUUCAGAAUAAAUUGUUGGAUGUCAAAAAAGCAUUGCCAAAGCAAGAUAUGGACCGGUACAAGAACGAUAUGGGUCGUACCGGCGGUGGUGGUGGGGGCGGCGGCGGUGGUGGCAGCGCUUGGGGUAACCAGCGCGGUGGUGGUGGUGGCGGUGGCGGCUGGAACAGCCAGCGUGGUAGUGGUGGUGGCGGCUGGGGCAACCAGCGUGGUGGAGCCGCAAAUGAUUGGAACAACGGAGGUUUCAAUAAUGGUGGUGGUUUUAAUAACGGCGGCUUCAACAAUGGUGGCAACAACUGGAACAACGGCGGUGGCAAUCCGUGGGAUAACGGAUGUGGCUCGCAGGGUCAGGGCGGCUGGGGCAACAAUGGUGGCAAUUGGGGCGGCAACAGUGGCGGAGGAGGUGGCGGUUGGGGUGGCAAUGAAUUUGGGAAUAACUACCAGCAGGGCUACAACGCUGGUCCAGUUCGUGCUGGCGGCAAUUUCAACCAGCGAGCGGCGCCCUACGGUACCGACGGUAGCUACUAUGGCGCGUACUAGUCGAUAGCUAACCGAUUAACUUGCGUUUCCAGGCAACCAAGGUGCUGGUGGCAGCGGAAGAUACGGCACUAGCCGUAGAUAUUGAUAAGAUCUUGAAGGAAAUUGGAUAUCAGAUGAGAUUGAAAAUGUAAGAAUGCCACAUGCUUUGCUAUCUACAACUGUUUUUUUUCCGUUGUGCAUAUUUUGAAACUUUGACUGCUUAAGCUAUGUUACCCUCUUUCAACUUUUGGGCACUCGCCAUAACCAACCGUUUUGAAUUCUGUUCCCCUUCACUAUUUCGUUCGUUCACCGUGUUCGACCUAUAAAACCUCAGCACCUAAUGUUGCCCCGCUGCCGCCCAUUUGUAUCGAUAAUGGAAUGCUCUCGUAUAUGUUUCUUGUGCCAUUGUCAACAGCGUAGUAUCGUCACCGCAUGCAACAAUUCCGGCGAAGGUACAAAACAAAGUUUAACAAAAGCUAGCUAAAACCAAUACAUUACAUACCAAUCACAAAGAGAGAAACGUACUCAGGCAAGAUCAGUGUGUAAUGGCAGUUACAUAAAACAGAGGCAUUACCGUAAGGGCUCGAUGGGAGACAGUCAAUCAAAAGGUACAUUCUGUAGGCCACCCAGCAGCACAGAAGCAACAGGAAGGAGUGCAGGUGCGCGCACACGAGAUGAAGGAGAGUCACGAGAUAUUGAGUAGUGGAGAAGGUAUCGCAUUCAGUUGCCAGGAUCAGCUCCACCUGUAUCUGUAGACUAAACGCAUAACCCAGCAACAGCAGGCGCAACCCUUCCUUCCCACGUCAGUUUGAGCGGUUUCUUCAGGCCAUCGUUCUUAAAAGGUGUGGUUUACAUAGAAAACGCCACACUACCCGAAGAAGGAAGCUAACGAGAAUUCAGUGCACACAGGGACAGUCGUAGCGGCGAUAGCGUAUUAGCAAUAGAUACAAGAGAAUGGCAUUUGAAUCCAAAUUGAUUUCUCUAGUAUUUGCUACAAUGAAAUGAUAAUAGUAAAUCUAUAAGCAUCGUUGUAAGCAAGUGUUCCCCUUCCUCUAAUUUUGCUAUGGCACGGGGUACUGAUAGUUUUACAAGACCUGGUCUAUCGAUCGAAGAAAGGUUCAUUGAUCAUACAUAAUUUACGAGUGAUAGACAAAAAGACGCAUAUACCUUUUAUUUUUAGUCCUCAAUUUUGCAAUCGACCAAACAAUGGUCUUAAAUGUGAGGAAUAAAUAAUAAUAGAACUACAUCGCAUUCUAUGUGGUUUCAUAUAACAACAAAACCACAUCAUUGAAACAGGUUAGAUCUCGCUGUAUAUCCUAGAUCCGCAAAGUAUAUCCGUAAUAGCCCCUUGAAUCUUGCGACAAAUCUGAGAAACAAAUAGCAAGCAACAUAUAUUUAUUAAUUAUUAAUGUGUAGAUGUACGCAAAUUGCAAAUGUUUAGAGAUUAAGUAAAUCGAUACGAAUUUUAGUUUUCUUUUUCAAGUAAACUUUACAAAAUUUUAUACAUGCCAACCACACUUAAAUACACACAAACACAAAUUGGAAUUAUCCUUAUUUAUCAACAUGAGGAUAUUUGUCUACAAAAUUUCCAACUCAGCAGAAACAAAGAUACAAUGAAGGAUCCUAUUUCUAUACGGUCAUGCAUCGCUAGAUUUAAACAGAAAGAGAGCAAGUAAGAGAGAGAGAGAGAGAGAGAGAGAGAGAGCUGAGAAGAGUUAAAUAAUUGAUGUAAUAAAUCGUGAAGUACAACUCAAGUGCAAAAAGCCGAUUUGAGUAGGAAAGAAUAAUAUAAAGUUGAACGAAAUUGUCCAGGAUAAUAACAUGACCAGGGAAAAUCCUGCUAAGAAAGAAGAAUAGGUAUGGCAAGUACUGAUCUAACCAUUAGUAAUUUCUCAAAACGUGUAAAUAGAUAAUUGUAUUUUUGUUUCGUAAGGUAUAUUAUGAGUUUUGUAUGUCAUCGAGAUAAUCGCAUUUGCAUUUUCUGCAAUAUAGGGAUUGACCAAAACCAAUAGGGUAAUGUAAUGUUUCCAGGUUUUUGACAGAAAGUAUAUAUUUCAUUAUGGAAAAGCAUGUUUGUCAUGGAAGGACCAAAUUUUGUUUCCUUUAGAAUUAGUUUCACCGGUUCAUAAUUAAUUUCAGCAGUCCAUACUGUUAAAUCAUACAGAUUAUUUAGUAUUUACAAUCCAACUCCAAGUGACUUUCUUGAGAAGAUCAAUAGAAAUUUCAAAUGGUCGUAAAGAACAUAGCAUGAUUGCAGAGCGUAUACUUCAAAAAUAUUCAAAAUAACUUGCUAAAACCACUGCUUAUCGAUUAAAUUUGUUUGUUUUCUAUUUGAUGUAUCUAACUAUUCAAUUAUGAACCCCCGUAGCAAGAGGAGGAAUUAGGGAACACGGAAAUAUUACUUCAACACAUAUAUUGAUGAGAGUAAGAUUACGUCGCAGUAAAAACAAAUAAAUUAGAAAAGAGAAUAGUUUCGUCCAUAUCUAUUUUGCAUUUUAAAUAUCUUUUCUAUUGUUAUUUUCACGCACUGUGCUCUUGUCUGCAGAUAGCUUCAGGUUAAGCAAUUUUCGUAACGGGAAGGUACUGCUGAAAGUGUAAAGAAAGUAAGAUGUGCAGGUGUUCAUCGGAAUAUUGGAUCACGAACAGAGAAAAUGCUGCGAGUUUUGUGUGUUUAGUUUGCGUGUGGGAAUAGAUGAAAGUAAAGGGUUUUCAACUAAAGGCCUGUCACUCCUACUGCAGCUGUAAUAUAAAGGUUUGUACAGGUAAAAGAAGCAUAUUAUCGGAAAGGAGGAAAAAUGUUGUGGAGACCAGCACAGGAUAACGAACCGCAGGGCUGCAGGGUGGCAGUAUUGUUGGUUAUUUUCAGCACAGAAUCUUGCUGUGCAUUCGUGUUAGUUCGUGUUAGCCUUCUAAAAGGAGAGUUCGAGCAUUUGUACUCAGGAUGGAAGUUGUUUUGGCGAGCCAAUUUUUUAUUAUUCGGAUAUUCGGAAAUGGUGCCAGGUAGACGAAGAUGCCUGGUUAAUUAUUUGAUGUUAUCAAAAUGCUUCAAAGAGUGAAUGCUUUCUCUCUAAUUUUUUACAUUUCCUUCCUGUGUUGCAGUUAAUCCUUC